AUGUAAUACAUAAUGUUGAAUACUUUUAACACUUUAUUUUAUCAUACAAUUUAUUCAAAAAGUGAUUUUUAUUUGAGGAUAUAGUUAAUCUAAGCUGGAAAAUAUGAUAUUCUAUUUUAAAUAUGAUACUGUAAUUUUUUAUGAUUAUGUGAAAAGUUAACAGGAAAUAUGUCACAGCAUAAAGGAUUAUCAACACCGCAAAAUAAGUUUCUUGAAACUAUUGCUGCACGUUCAGAUGCAAUACAUGCAAAUUUUGUACUUGGAAAUGCCCAGAGGAAGUAUUAUCCAAUUGUUUAUUGCUCAGAUGGAUUUUUACUGCUAACGCAUUAUUCACGAGCAAGUGUAAUGUCAAGGAGUAGUGUAUGCCAAUUUCUUUGGGGACCAGAGACUACACCGACAGUUCGUAUGGAAAUUAAUCAAGCAUUUCAUAAUCAUUUUGAGUAUAGAAAUCGGGUAGUCUUUUAUACACGUAUUGGUGAACCAUUCGCUUGUGAUUUUACAAUGACACCAAUUAGAAAUGAAAAAUCUCAGGUCGUUUUGUUUCUAUGCUGUUAUCAAGAGAUUUGUGGAAAUUUAUUACCACCUCCAAUACAUCAGUCUUUGUCUUGUUUCAAAGUGAAUCAUUCAAAGCUAUACUCUGUGCUGUCAUGGGCAUCUGAAUUACCAUUCUCUCGGAGUUAUUUACAAAUGAAAGCGGAGAACUAUGCUGGAAACGUAGACAACGAUGGAAAUUCAUCCAAACGUCCUGACUCCAAAAUCAAUCUCAUUACUACCCAAACUACUGGUAACAGUAGUAAUAUUUGUUGUAGUGCAGCAGAAAAUCAUCAACUUCUCACUUUACCAGCAUACACUAAUCAACAGAAAACAGACAAGCAUUACCUAGAUAUACCUUCAAAUUUUAAUCGUAACACAUUCAAUUCACAUUAUAACAGUCAUGAACUUAUAAGACAAUCACAACUCAGUGUAAACAAGAGUUCAUUCAAUUCACCGGAAGAAAUUCAACUAACAGGUAAAGCACAUUAUCCAAUAGAAUAUUAUUUACCAUCUAAUUGUCAGACAACACAAUCGUUAGAUAUUUUAUCAAAUCCCAUGUGCAUAAAAUCAUCUCAACAAAUUUCUAUUACACAAAAUACAUGUAUUUAUAGAAAUGCAAGUAUUUUAUCUCUACCUCAAAUCAAAUUACAUCUAGGAAAGUUUAGUCAAAAAAAAGCUCAAAUAAAAGCCAAUAAUAAAAUUAAUGAUGAAAAAGUUCAUGAAAUUUCAUCAAAUGUUAAAUCAACUGAAAGUAUUACCUCUUCAUCCAAUGACAGUUGUAAUAAACGCACAACUUCAAAGUAUAAUCAUAUUUCGAAUGAUGCUAUAAACGUGACACCAGCAGAAAAUAAUGCAAAGAAUGGAAUCUGGAAAAAUGCUAAUACUGUGCCUUUACCAGAUGAAAAUAAUCCAUCAAAUAUUGACCAACCUUGUAAAGAACAAUACCACCAAAAUGAGUCUGUAUUCUCCAGUGAAACAAAAAGUGCUUUUGUGACAAAUACAAAUAACAAAACAGAUCAGCUGGUUUCCGAUUCAAUUGAUAAUAAUCACCAUACAAGUUUUAAUUGUCUCACAUGCUUUUCAGGAAGUAUAUCAGACAGUCAAUCAAAUAUAGGCGGAAGUACUUCUCCGGGAUCGAAUGAACCAGAUCCUCAGAAAUAUUCAUAUAAACGUCGAAAAUCAUACGCUGUAAUACAUGGGUUGACCUCUGGUGGAUGGAAAACUAAAGAUAGUAAUUCAGGCAAGCUCAAUAGGCAAAUUAAAAAUUUCAGCGGUAAAAAUGUACCAGAGUACAAAAUACAAAAGCUGACAAAAUCCAAUUUUGUUUUACUGCAUUAUGGCCUAUUUCGUAUUGUCUGGGAUUGGUUACUGUUAUUGUUAACCUUUUAUAUUGCAUUCAUUGUACCAUAUAAUGUAACAUUUGAAAGUCAUUCAACUCAUUCAAGUCGAUGCAGUAUUAUUGACUUGAUUGUUGAGAUCUUUUUAAUUAUUGAUGUUAUUUUAAAUUUUCAUACAACCUAUGUUAGUAAAAGUGGUCAAAUUAUAAAUGAUCGCAAGUUAAUUGCAAAGCAUUAUGCUAAAGGAUGGUUGAUCCUGGAUUUGCUAGCCGCUCUACCAGUUGAUUUUAUAUUGAUUUUUAUUCAGUCUUCUUCACUUAUAAAUUUGGAAGAUGUGUAUAUUAAUUCAAGAGGGAAACAAAUAGAUAAUUCGACCAUAAUAUCAAAUUAUACACAUGAGAUUAUUUCGUCAUUCGACGGAAACAAAUAUUACGAUUCAAAAGCUUUUAUGAAAUUUAAUUUGAUAUCAUUACUACAAAUGAUGAAACUUGCAAGAUUAUUACGUUUGGCUCGUUUAAUUCAAAAAAUUACCCGAUUAUCACAAUAUAGUGUAAUUGUCUUAGGAUUAUUAAUGUUCAGCUUUGCAUUGGUAGCCCACUGGUGUGCAUGUAUUUGGUAUGUUAUCGGUCUCUCUGAAGUUGAUGGUUCAGAUAUUGGAUGGCUUAAGGAUUUAGCACGACGACUGAAAACCCCUUUUGGGCUAAACAGAUCUGGUGGACCAUCAGAGGGAUCAAAGUAUUUCACUGCUUUAUACUUUACAUGCAGCAGUCUUACAUCUGUUGGAUUUGGUAAUGUCUCAGCGAAUACAACAAAUGAGAAAAUAUUUGCAAUUUGUAUUAUGCUUCUAGGUGCUCUUAUGCAUGCAGCAGUAUUUGGUAAUGUGACAGCAAUCAUUCAACGUAUGUAUGCGCGUCGUACAACAUUUCAGUCAAAAGUUCAAGAUUUAAAGGAAUUUAUUGAAGUACAUAGAAUACCAAAAUCAUUAAAAAAUAGAAUGGAAGAUUUCUUUCAAACAACAUGGGCUAUCAAUCGUGGAAUUGAUGUACCAGAUGUUUUAAAAAUUUAUCCUGAAGAAUUACAAGGUGAUAUUUACUUACAUUUAAAUCGUGAAGUACUUGGUUUAAAAGUAUUUGAAAAAGCCGAUCGUGAUUGUUUAAAACGUCUAGCGGUUAAUUUCAAAUUGACAUUUUGUACACCUGGUGAAUAUUUAAUACAUACUGGUGAUAUUCUUCGACGUUUGUACUUUGUUUCAAAUGGAUCGUUGGAAGUGUUGGAAAAAGAUGAAGUGGUUGCACUUUUAGGUAAAAAUGAUUGGUUUGGUGCCUUUAUAGAUUCUGAUUCAACGCUAAAUAAUGCUAGCAGUAUGUCGACAACAUCAACAUUUCCAGUUAUACGUUCAAGAUGUGAUGUCAAGUCGUUAACCUACUGUGACCUGCAUUAUAUUGAUUUGAUUACACUAAGUGAAAUAUUAAAUCAACAUCCACGCUUUAAAGCAGAGUUGAAAAGUUACUUGUAUGAGGAUUUAUCAUUCAAUAUACAAGAAGGAGCUGAGAAUUUCUAUUCAAGUGAUGUGAUUACAGUCCCAGCGAUCACAUUACAACUAGCUAACGAUGACGAUAAAGACUGGGAUAGUGAAGAAACUAAACUCAACAUAGUCGAUGAAGUAGAAAGUCUAAAACCACCGACCUUUAUUUUUGAUAGUAAAGGUCGUAGUUGUAGUCUAACAUCAUACGAUGAAGAAUCUGGUCUGUUAAACAUUCAUUCAAAUAGCCAGUCCAAUUCUGAGUUGACAACUAAUCAGUUGACAAUAACAACUAGAAAUGAAGAAAGACCAUUGGGCAAAUCACCAUCUCCUGUAACAGGCUACAGCUUAUCCCACUAUCCAAGACGUUUACAGUCUUCAGAUAAAAUUUCAUCAAGACGUAAAUUUUUUAUUACAAAAUCGUCGAAAUCCUCAGGAUGUUCAAGUAAUGUAGACUUGGCACAAAAGUCGGUCGAGCACAAAGUACCAUCUCUAGGCACUCAAGUUGUUCAAGCACCAAGCGUAAGUCAGAAUGAUACAAAAUCUAUAAAUGAUGAAAGCUUUUCAAAAUCUGAACAAAAUCGUCGACAUACAGUACCAACAGUUCAAGCACAAAAUCCACCCUUGAAAUCAUCAACAACAACGAAUUCGGCUGGAGUAAAUUCACCGAGUCCACAACAUCGUAACUCUGAAGACCAUAAUACAGUUGAUACAUGGUUGUUUUCAAACCAGUCAAGUGGUACUCAGUCGAAUGAUGAAUAUUGUUUUCCUUAUAUCAGGUCAACAUAUUCUUUAUCUAAAAACUGUACUACUAGUGAAAAUAUCAGUAAUAAUAAUAAUGUUCAUGAUAAUAAUAACAGUAAUAGUAAUAGUUUACUACCUGGCCAGUGUCUUUCAAUUCCCAAUUUUUCUACUGGUGUACGUGAAAGAUUAAAUGUAAAUUUAUCCAAUUAUUCAGAGUCUACAAUUCCACAGUUAGUAAUUAAUAAACCUAUCUGUGAAUCUGUACAGCUUCCUCAAUUCAGAUUACGUAAUAAUAGUAGUAAUAAUAUUGGUAUAACGCCAACAUCAAAUCUUUGUCUGUACACAACAAAUACAUCGCCUGUCAAUUCAAUAUGGUCGUGUACAAAUGAAUGUAAUCAAACUUUUAAUAAUUAUAAUCGAUAUUCAUCUCCAAAUCGAUCAAAUCUACUUGGCAGCAGUUUACAUGAUAUUAAUUUAAUUAAUGAAUUACGUAGUUUAAAUAAUCGUCUUGAAUGCAUAGAAGUACAAUUUACAAAACUAUUUAAAUUAUUAGAAUCAAAACAAUUUUUAUAAAAACAAAAUUUAAACAAACAAACUAAUUUAAAUCAUCAAUAAUCAUCUUUAUACUUUUUGUUCAUUUUUAUUUAGCAUUCUUAUGUGUAUUUUUUCAUAAUUUAUCUAUACUACUUAUAUAUAUGUUUGAGUAUGUUCUCCUCUUGAUUAUUUCGAUAGUAUAAUUUAAACAAACCGAAAUUGAAAAAAGUUACGUUCUGUGUACACAUAAUUCAGAUUUUCAAUCAUUUUCUUAUUGAAUCUAUUAGAGAUCAGUAUAAUCCCAGUACAUUUCACAUAUCUGAG
Molecule: messenger RNA, 4995 nt
Organism: Trichobilharzia szidati
Lineage: Eukaryota; Metazoa; Platyhelminthes; Trematoda; Strigeidida; Schistosomatidae
Source: the annotation of a GenBank genome assembly